UUUACUCAAAAUGUACUAUAGAUACAAAUAAAAAUUUAUUAGUUUAGGGAGCAGUUGGACAGCCAUGACAAGGAUAGCUAUAUCGUCCGUAUCUACUCUUCAGCACCCCCGCGAACACCAAACCCUCGGGUAUUGAUUUGUUUGUAAGGACAAGGAGCCCCGGCAAAUUCGGAGGUUCUCAGGUACACGGAGGUCACGAUAAAAUUUGUAGCUCCCGCAGCCUUGCAAAAACGAUCGCGAUAAUAUUCCGCCUUAAUUACUUCUUUACGUGCCGACGUGUUUAUCAGUGUUAAUCGUGCUAGUUUAGCUUCGACCCGGCAAAGUUUUGAGGGCCUUAAAAGCUUAAUCAGGUACCUCCGGGCCGCCGCUGUAUCGAUCACAUCCCUCCCGCGCCGUGACUGUACGUCGUCUCGCUCGUAAUUCGAUAGUGAUCUGAAAAUGCACGGUGAAUCGAAUAGGAGUGCCCGCGGCUACAAUGGAUCCACCCAUCGGAUUGCUUUUUUUCCUUCAACGAAGAAUGUGAUUGUGAUUUAGAGUGUGCCUGAAAUAGCAACAGUCAUGUAUGGGAUGUUGAAUGUUGGAUGGAAUGAAGGAAACAAUGUGGAAUGGAUAACGGUAAGCUGGAGACGGUCCCGCCUGGGACUGUGCACUUGGACACAGUGAGGACACUGCACCAAACAGUAGUUUCUCUGAGAACUGCUCUGGAAAUUUCCAAGAACGAACUGAAGGAACUAAAGGAAAAGUAUCAGGAACAUUCACGCUGCAUAGAGUACACUGAUAUUAUAGAAAAACUUUCCCUAGAGAAUCACAUAUUGCGUCGUAAAAUAAUAGAUUCAGGCGUUGAUCGCUACCCUCAUCAGGAUAUAAACUUCGAGGUUUCUUACACACCUAAAACAAUUUAUACAGAUGAGUAUUGUGAUAGUGAAGUUGUAAUUAAAACUGCUUCUACCGAAAAGGAGACUGCGUCUGAUGAUGUACCAUCCCAUCUAGAGGAACCCAGUAAAACAGCUGAGAGAUUAGAAGAAAUCCUCGAAGAAUCCAAGUCAGAAUCAAUUGUAUCGGAAAAUUUGAAUUUCCCGAAUGCAACAAGUAGUCCCGUUCAAGAGUUUGACGAACCGGAACCAAUUAGUGAACUUUCCAUUCCUAAAGAUCCCGAUGUAAAUAUUCACAAUUUUAAAACUAAAUUAGAAUUACUUUCGAAAUUUGAUGUAAAAAUAAAAGUUAGGACUCUAAAGGAAGGAAGUAUAAUAUCAAGUACGACUUCUGAGAGCGACACAACUCUAGAAGAAAAGAAAGAUAUAUUUCUUGAGAAAUCUGGCGAAUCGAAAGCUAGUUUUCAGUUUGAAGAACACAGAGAACAUUUUGAAAAUAUAAAAAAUUCUAAAGGAGAUACUAUUAAUAUAAAAACGGCAUCUAGUGAUAAUAUCAAAAUGGCGGUACCCAAUGAAGCCGAGGUAAAAUCCAAAGCGGAUAAAUUCGACGUGCAAGUGCGUAUAACAUCGGAAGAGAAUCUGGUGGUGAAAGAAACUUCUGAGGGAACACAUCGAAAAGAUACAAUUAAUUUGGACGUAGACAAUUUAAGCCUUCGGUCACUUUCCGACGGUGACAACUCAGUAUUUUCCGAAGGCGGAACAACUCCAUUAGAACAUAACGCGGCCUCUGAUGAGAAACAUGAACAGGAAAAUGCGAGCGGCAAUGAGUCGGAGGAAGUCGACGAUAUAGAACUCAUAUUCACAACGGAUGAGUCCAAGGAUAUGAGCAAUCUGCAGGAAGAUCUGGUUUCUAUACGAGAAACAGAUCAAUGGGCACCAGCCUCCGCAUCCACUACUCAUUCGACUCCCGUUUUGAUAAAAUUUCACACCUUGGACCCCGAUUUCCAGUCGGGAGGGCAAUUCGUUGAAUCCAAAAAAGAGGACCAAGAGAAUACUCCUAAAAUAUCUGAAUCGUCGCUCAAAAUAAAAAGAGUUUCGCUACCGAAUGAUAAAGAUAUUAGGCACGUUGGAUUUACUGAAAAGGGAAGUCUUGAUUUACCUAGUCGGGGCAUCCUUAAGAGUUGUGAUAAUAGAUCUGAUAAUAUGCUAUACCGAAGAAGCCCUAACACUAGUACAAGACGAUUAGACAGUGUUGAUAGUCUUACUGGAGAAUACAAUUAUAGAGGACUUAGUUUCGACAAUACCAAGUCCUCCAGUUUCGAGCUUGGCUCCAGUUUAGAUGUAUUGCACAGAGAGGAAAGUGUAGACAGUUUUCACAAAACGAGGAUGGGACACAGAUUUUCUGUAUUUGCUGAGACUGAUAUAUCGAAAUGUGGGAUCUCUGAGGACGAUCUUGCUAGUAACUUGAAUGUUAGACGAAAUACGUGUCCAAAUCCUUUUGCAUACAGGCCUCUAUCCCGUGGAGUCCCUCGUACAACUAGCAAGUCUACUUGUCGGCCAAGGCCUGUAAUUUACCAAGGCUACGGGCCGCGUAGGGAAAGUGCCGCUCAAACUGACGUAUCUGCCUUGCCUCCUCGAUGGACAUCGGAUGGAUAUCUCGCAUAUAAGGUGGCAUCAACAACGCCUUCAGUAGUGCCAACAUUACCUCAACGCACAGCAGUUACACGACGUCUGACGGUGCCCGACGCACGACCAGCGCCUUUGCAACGACGGACUGAUGAGGCUCGAAGGGUUCUUCUCAGUGAUAUCGGUUUCACAUCGAUGGUGCCGGAACUGUCCCGUUCAGCCGAACCGCUGUGGACGAUACGUCGCACUACUCCCGCACCACUGCCCGAAACACCACGAUCACCAUUGUCGCGGUAUCGAUAUCGUUCGCCGUGUUUAAGCGUAGACCGGAGUAAUGAUUGGAUGCAACAAACAAAUGCACCUUCCCGUAAAGGAAUGCCAUGGCGGGGAUCCUUGCCAGAUGUACGAAGAGACGAUACAGAUGAGUUACUGCAAGAGACCGAAGCGUUCCUGCGACGGUCGAUUGACAAUCUACAGACAUCUGAAUUUCAGGAAGGCAGUAGCGAUAGAACUGGACAUCCUUAUAUUCCCGCUGAAGCUAGACAACUACGACUGGGGCAUGCGGUCAAAAUUAUCACACCACAAGGACGACUUGCUGUUGGUAGAGUCAGAUACGUUGGCCUCGCUGGUGGUACUGCUGCUAAAAGCGGCGUUGUGAUUGGAGCGGAAUUUUCUAUAUCCCAAUACCCGGGUAUCCCUCGAAAUGACGGCACUUAUCAAGGAAGGAGGUACUUCCUUACACCACAGCAACAUACUGCAUUAUUCGUGCCGUUUUCUAAAGUUGUGAUGGCGUGGGCAAAUUAACAAUAAAAUGAUUUUGCCAUUAAUCCGGCUCGAAGGACCUUUUUUUAAUGACAAACACUUGUGUGACAAUCUUGUGUAUUCAAUGUUUUUUGCGUAAUUGACGUAUGUGAAUACGUUAAUAAUGAUUAAUAUCAGUGUUUCUAGUAAAAAUAUAUAUAAAAGGAUGUUUUAUAAUUAGUGGCCUAAUAUGAACCAAUUGAAGUGUAUGGUGACUGCGCGUAGGAAUACGAAUAUUGACGUUUUUGAAAAAAAUAUUUCCGGAAACGAUGGAAUUGAUGAAGAACUGUAAUCCCUUGUAAGAUUUAUUAAAUUUUAAACUGUUUUACAGUAUCCGAUCCGAUAUUGAAAUAUGUAAAAAAAGCGUACAUCAAGCAUUAUAUGCGAGUAGGAAUAUGAAUUUAAAAUUGUAAACAUUUGGAUAAAAAAUAGUAAUUAUAACUUCUAUAUUCGUACUAACUGAUUUAUUUAAAGUUUCUUCUAUUGUUAUUUAUUACAGAGAUAGUAUAUUGAAAAUGAUUUGAUUAUAAUAUACAACAUCGUUAAGAUAUUGAAUCGGAUGAUGUAAAUAGGGUCUUUAUACUAUUUUUUUUUGUAAGGGAAAUAAAUCUUAUAUGGAAGUAGAUUUUCCAUAAGAAAUUCUCCUAAAUUGGAGUUACAGUUUAUUUUUGAUAAAACAAUCAAGCUGUUAUAGCAUGUAUUUUUGUGAGCGUGUCAAGUAGAAUUCGCGCUAUGAAUGACAAAACCUUUUUUACCGAUCUUCUUGAUAAGUGAACAAAAAAAACUGUUCUUCUUGUAGGAUUUUUAUAACUUUGAAUAAUAUAAGUUU
This is a messenger RNA of Bicyclus anynana (squinting bush brown), 4128 nucleotides long. RefSeq lists its product as uncharacterized. NCBI's taxonomy places the organism in Eukaryota, Metazoa, Arthropoda, Insecta, Lepidoptera, Nymphalidae. Bases 606 to 3302 code for a protein of 898 amino acids. The transcript is spliced from 11 exons. The record is from RefSeq and is a predicted model, not a curated record.